This is a messenger RNA of Auanema sp. JU1783, 211 nucleotides long. NCBI's taxonomy places the organism in Eukaryota, Metazoa, Nematoda, Chromadorea, Rhabditida, Rhabditidae. The record is from the annotation of a GenBank genome assembly.
AUGGACGAAUUUCUGUCAGUGCUCAUGCCGCCUGAGAGACCAAAAACUACGGAGGAAGUCCAGAAAACCCUUAGAGAAUUCAUGGAACUAGAAGAACUAAUCCGUAGCUCAGAAGCUAUAGUACCAAACGCAGAGCAGAUAAAAGAAGAUAAAAGAUUGUCAGACAGCGAAGAUCCUGAAGGUUAUCAAACACCUAAAUUCGACAAACUAC